UAGACCGACGACGUUGUUGCGAUGCAGCAAUAAAAAAGGAUUCCAGAAAACGAUAACGUUGCGCUGCUCUAAGCCUCUCUCUCUCUCUCACACACACACAGAGAGAAGCCCUUCCGGUUUCCCCACCCCUGCCUGCCAUUUACAUGCUGACUAACUGUGUACCAGUACCGAUCCCUCAUCCCAAAUUAAGCAACCACCGUCCGUCAUACAACUCAGGAUAUUACCCUGAUCAGAGAUCACGACACCAACUUUAUGUAAAAAGCAGCAAGAAAAACAAAUUCAUGUACUCCGCCUCUGUUUUUGUUUUUUUUUACUUUUGUCUACCAAUUAGACUGUGAACCCGAGGAGGAAAAGAGAACCCAUAUAUAGCAAAAUUAAUUACCACAAAAAGUACUUGUAAAAAACAGGGUUUCUUGCUUUCUUUAUUCAGCAGCUCUCUUGAACACCCCCCGGGCCGGGAAAACCAAACCAAAAAAAAACCAACAACCCAGAUGCAACCGACGCUUCCCGGUACAAGUGGCAGCACCGGUGGCGGUGAACUGUGUCGAGGUAGACUCCCCCGGUUCCGCUCUGCUCCAGCCACCUGGUUAGAGGCACUUCUCGAGGAAGAAGAAGAUGAAGAAGACGACGACGACCCAUUGAAGCCCAACCUCACUUUAACUCAGUUACUUGCGGCUUCCAACUCUUGUACACCCACACCCACUUCCAGACAGGACUCUGCCACCUUUACUUCUUCCUCUGUCGAUCCGGGCCACUUUGACUCCGGUUCUCCCCCCGUCUUCUUCAGGCAGAACAGCUCUCCAGCUCAGUUGCUUGGCAAUUCGGGUGUUAGGCCAGAAGGGUACUUUUCCAACUUCGGUAUUCCACCAAACUACAACUAUGUGUCGCACAAUAUUGACACUCCUCCCGGGAGUAAGCGGACGAGGGAGUUCGAAGCGCAGAACUUAACUGCAGCAAAGUUUCCAUCUCAGCUGAAAGAGGAGCAAAGCAGUCAGGGACCUGCUGGGGUGGGUAGUUUGAUAGAUAUGGAGAUGGAAAGGCUUUUGGAGGAUUCAGUUCCUUGCCGAGUUCGGGCGAAGCGAGGUUGUGCCACACACCCUCGGAGCAUUGCAGAGAGGGUUCGAAGGACUCGAAUCAGUGAUCGCAUAAGGAAACUUCAGGAGCUGGUGCCCAAUAUGGAUAAGCAAACAAACACUGCAGAUAUGUUAGAAGAGGCAGUAGAGUAUGUUAAGUUUCUUCAGAAGCAGAUUCAGGAACUAUCAGAGCAUCGACAGAAAUGCAAAUGCAUAGCCAAGGAUUAAGCAGAAGAAGGGGUGAGUGCAGAUGGCGAUGUGAUAGGAGGGCAAACGUUUGCACUCUUUAAGGCUUCCUUUUUAAGGUUGAAGACUGCAUCUUGGCAUAGAAAAUACAAUUUUUUUUAGCGAAAGCUUUAUGAUCUGAUGUCAUUUGUUCCCCUCUUUCAUGGUGAAAGGUCUAGGAUUGAGUCCCAAUACCCUCUUGUCAAUCUAGGUCACUUUCCAAAAGGUACCCUAUUCCUUGUCUAUGUUCUUCACCAUGGGUAGAAAGACGGUUAAGCAUGAAUUAAUUAAAUUGAUUUUUAACGAAUAUUUUUGGAGAACGGCCUUCAGGAGAAGGAAGGUUGGUCUAUUGAAGAAGCCAAGCGAGCUUACAACCUUAUGCGGUGAUUUGCAUGCAUUGUGGUUUACAGAAGCUAUGAUUCUCAGCCGGAUAUUUGGCCUUCUUCAAAAGAAGGAUCUUACUUGUUCAAGAGGCUCAAGAAUUUGCUUGCAAAUAACGAGGUAAAUUUAUGAUGAAUAAAAAAAACUCUUUUAUUUUUUUGGUAGAAGGUACGUCCAGGUUUAACGGGAAAUUAGAGGCAAAGAAGAAGUGAAACCAGGAGCUACAGAUGGAAGUAAUUUUGAUUGGGUUCUUGCCAGGUAAAAACUCGAGCUGUUUGGAAGAUUUGACUGAAAUAUAUAGGUCCUAUGUUAGAUCAAUUGGUUAACCUCAUCACCAAUAUAUAGAACUGGAUUAAUGGAUUAAUGGAAGUACUUAUGGCUGAUGUUGCUAUUUGAAAACGGUGGAGCAUGGAUUAGAGAACUGGUUUGGGUAAAAAUUACGGCGGAUGCUUUAUAUGGCAUCUGUAGGCCAUGGAAUAGUGUCAUUUGUCAUAUGGGUUGACAAAGAAAGAGUGUGAGAUUUGGAUGUACUACUUUUUGACGUUUUAUUCCAUAUGUGUUACCUUACGCUUAGGUCAUUCCAGCACCGCAUAAGAAGUUCAUAUAUAUUGUAAUUGACCUCUUUUUGUAUAUUGAGCUAAUAAGAAUGCUAUCAUAAUGUGAUGUUUGU
Molecule: messenger RNA, 2349 nt
Organism: Juglans microcarpa x Juglans regia
Lineage: Eukaryota; Viridiplantae; Streptophyta; Magnoliopsida; Fagales; Juglandaceae
Product: transcription factor bHLH80-like
Exons: 6
Coding region: 492-1301 (269 amino acids)
Biological process (GO): regulation of transcription by RNA polymerase II
Cellular component (GO): nucleus
Molecular function (GO): RNA polymerase II cis-regulatory region sequence-specific DNA binding; DNA-binding transcription factor activity, RNA polymerase II-specific; protein dimerization activity
Source: RefSeq, a predicted model, not a curated record